AUGUCGUCCUCGCAAAACCCCUUCUCGCACGCGCGCAACACCACGGCACACGGGCCCUCGUCAGCAUCGCCCCGCGGCGGGCCCUUCCGCAGUGGCGGGCCAUGGGGCGGCUCCCCGGCCGACAUGAUGGACCAGCCCUUCACCGACGAGAUGCGCGACCUGCAGGCCCGCGGCAAGGACCCCUACGCCGGCGACGCCUCCGACGGCAGUGACCUCAGCCCGGAGCGCCUGCCCGGCGGCGGCAGGAUGGCGCCCCAUCAUCCUCACCACUCCCACCAUUCCCACCACCAUCACUCUCACCAUCACCACCACCACCGCGCAGCUUCGUCGAGGCAGCCCAAGGAGCCAUUCACCAAGACAGAGAGGCGCGACUGGGCCGAGACGGUGCUCGACAACCCUGAGCUGCUGAUGAUGUACGCGCAGAGCAGCGGCGCCACCUUACCCGCGACGCGGUUCAGGUUCAAGAAGAUCAUGUGCGGCCUCGACGAUGAAGAGGACGACGAUGAUGAUGACGACGAGCCCAUCCCGGAGAUCAGUGGGCCCAGGGCAAGCUUCCAGCAGCACAAGUACCAUGGCCAGGGCCAACAGUCCCUCCGCAUGUCGGCUGCCCAGCAGCAGCAGCAGCGUGGCCGAGGAGAUGGUGGCUCAAGGAGCGGGAGGCGGUAG
This is a messenger RNA of Diaporthe citri, 666 nucleotides long. RefSeq lists its product as uncharacterized. The record is from RefSeq and is a predicted model, not a curated record. The coding region runs from base 1 to 666 and encodes 221 amino acids. The transcript has 3 exons. Lineage: Eukaryota; Fungi; Ascomycota; Sordariomycetes; Diaporthales; Diaporthaceae.